AGCCCCAUGGAGAAGCACAUCACCUCUGUAGGAACAGUAGAGAAGGAAUCAGAUUUGUCUACGGGGAUUAUUUACUGGAGGAGAAUUGCAAUGUGCCAGAAUGUAAUUCCUGGCAUUUGAAGAAAGGUAACUCUGCUGAAGAAAGCCAACAUCUGCUUGGAAGAGGAACCAGGGCUUAACAUGCAGAAAGGAAAUAUGGCUCUGAAAACUCCUUGUCUUACAUGGACACGAUAUGUGUCUCUGAGUGAGGAGUCUGUCUUCAGAGAGCUUGGAGGCUGCAGACCACACAAAAAAAGCAGAGUAUCAGUGACAGGGGCAGGUUUGCUCCACUGACUGUUGGAAGCUCUUGCUCCAUCAUUUUUAAAACAAGGUGUGGAGAAGGCAUUCAAACAGUUCUUCUUCCUAAUGCCUCAUUUUACCAGCUAA
This is a messenger RNA of Chaetura pelagica (chimney swift), 426 nucleotides long. RefSeq names its product PRELI domain containing 2 (gene PRELID2). Gene Ontology annotation, cellular component: mitochondrial intermembrane space. NCBI's taxonomy places the organism in Eukaryota, Metazoa, Chordata, Aves, Apodiformes, Apodidae. Gene Ontology annotation, biological process: phospholipid transport. The transcript has 6 exons. Gene Ontology annotation, molecular function: phosphatidic acid transfer activity. The record is from RefSeq and is a predicted model, not a curated record.